Messenger RNA from Macrobrachium nipponense, 444 nucleotides. RefSeq lists its product as uncharacterized. Bases 1 to 444 code for a protein of 147 amino acids. The transcript has 2 exons. NCBI's taxonomy places the organism in Eukaryota, Metazoa, Arthropoda, Malacostraca, Decapoda, Palaemonidae. The record is from RefSeq and is a predicted model, not a curated record.
AUGAAAAUAAAAGAACCUGAAACUGAAAUUGCAGAGCCUUCAGAAUUGUCAGCAGAUGACGCUGGGGGCGCCCUUCGGCAGUCUACUCUGCAGGAGCGGCCCCUACAGGGGAGUGACAGCAGGCAGCAGCGGCGGCAGCAGGCAGCGGCGGCAGGCAGCAGCAGCAGCAGCGGCGGCAGCAGCAGGCAGGCGCAGUCGCAGCGAAGCGGCGGUGGCGCGCGGAAGCAGCAGCAGUCGGCAGGCCCUCGGGAAACGGCAGCGGCAGCAGCGGCAGCAGCAGCAGCAGCAGGCAGGAUCCAGCAGCAGUCGGAAGCAGGUCUCAGAAGAGAGGAAGUUCUUCUCACUGUGGGAUCAGUGAGAGAACUGAAUUCGAGUGGCAAGUCCUUAAAUCGUGCUGUUGCGGGCUCUCGAGUACGGUAUGGAGAACCUCUACGGCAGGUCUAG